GCUUCGGUCUUCGCCUGUUCAACGUGCCACACAGACCUCAGAGCCUGCAGUGCGAAUCUACAGAAUGGGUGACAAAGAACUAGCGAACGGCGUCGACAACCCCACGCCGCAGAGUCUGGUCACGGCGGAGCACGUCCAAGCGGCCCUGCGCAAGGACAAGGGCCCUGACGCUCGCCUCACCUCCUGGAGCGUGGAGGACUUCACCAGGAAGGGCGAUAACUAUGCCUGCGUCGUGAGCAGCGUGCGAGCAAGCUACACGGAGGGUAAGGAGGGCGGGGAGGUCGUGUACGUCGUGAAGCUGAACCCGUGUAGGAAUCUGGAAUCGUUCAGGGAGUUCACCCACACGAUCUUCGAGAAGGAGUGCCGGUUCUACCUGUCGCUCGUCCCCGAACUGAACCGGAUGCUGGAGGGCGCCGGCCAGACCCUCCUGCGGGUGCCGAGGUGUUAUCACGGUACACUCGAGAACGACAGAGAAAUGAUAUUCUUAGAAGACCUCCGGCCAAAAGGCUUCAAGAUGUUCGACCGCAAAAAGGGCCUCGACGUUGCCCACGCCACUCUGAUCCUGCAGGAGCUCGCCAGACUCCACGCAGCGUCCGUCCUCCUGCAGGCAGAGACUCCCGACGAAGACCUGUCCGAAAAAUACAGCUUUCUCAAACGCGACUGGCUUGAUGUCGGGAGCGACUCGCCUCGCAGCAUUCAGUCCCUCUUUGACGGCUACCUUCGCAACGCCAUCGAGAUUCUGGAGACUGUGGGCGGCUACGAGAGGGCCAUAGCAUGGGUGGAGAGCCUCAGGCCAGACUUGGAACAGAUCUUCAAGACGAAACUGGGAUUGACGAAGUUCAACGUGGUCUGUCAUGGCGACUGCUGGAAUAACAACGUUUUAUUCAGGUACGACGAGGAAGGCUGCCCCGUGGAGGUGAUGCUCCUCGACCUGCAGCUGUGCCGCAGGGCCUCCCCCGCCACCGACCUCAACUACCUCCUGUACACCAGCAUCACGGGCGACGUCAGGAAGCCCAACCUCGAGAAAUUCUUGGCUUCUUACUACGCCGUCUUCGCCUCGGUCCUCCGCUCGGUUGAUUUCAAGGACUUCCCUUCGGAAAAGGAACUGACGGAGGCCUUUCGGGAACACAACGUCAUCGCAGCCAUCUUCGCCAUAAUGAUCGUACCCAUCGUCCUCAUGGAAUCCGAAGACGUGCCAGAGCUCUCGACGCUCACGGAUGACAACCUCGAUGAUGUCAUGGACGAGUUCAAGGGCAAUGCGCUGAAGUUGCUUGAUUCGAAUCCUAUGAUGAAGCCUCGGUUUCUCUCCAUGUUCGACGAGUUCAUGGAAACAGGACUCAUUCCUUGAAAACU
Messenger RNA from Penaeus monodon (black tiger shrimp), 1353 nucleotides. RefSeq lists its product as uncharacterized. Lineage: Eukaryota; Metazoa; Arthropoda; Malacostraca; Decapoda; Penaeidae. The record is from RefSeq and is a predicted model, not a curated record. The coding region runs from base 65 to 1348 and encodes 427 amino acids. The transcript is spliced from 3 exons.